CUGGCUCCGGGGACAGGGAGCUGGGGACCCCGGGAGCCGCGAGAGGCGGCCUCCAGGGGCGGGGUGCGGGCCGUUUGGAGACUGGGGGCGCUGUCGGAGGGAAGGAGGGAGGGAGCGGGGGUGGGGCGCACGGAUGAUUCCAACAGGAGACUGGAAGAGAUUUUGAAAGGUCAUCUCGUCCUUCCCCCAGCCUCCAAGCGGACUGCCCCUCCCACCCUAAACCCGGACAUACCAGGGAAGGAGCUGGCUCUGCCGCUCUUUCUGCCCCAACAUGCACAGACUCGGGAAGUUCUUCCUGGGGUUUUAUCUCAAAGCCUCUCCCUUACAAUUUCUGUCUCUCUUUUGGGGGAGGAGGAGGGGCGAUUAUAGAGAUAGUUAAUGUCUGCCGUAUAAGAAACAUUAUUAAAGUUACUCUCCGGUCCUUUCUCUUCUUGAUAAACAAUUCCUGCUCCUUCCUCUCGAAUUCUAUUUUUCCAUUCCUUAAGUCACUUUAAUGGCUCUUCAAUACAACAAAUAUUUACUGAGUGUUUACUAAGUACCAGGCACCAAUGCUCAGCGCCGUGGGGAAUGAACACAUGAGGGGAAUGUAGUACCCUCUCUGGAGGAGACUGUAAUCCAGACAGGGACUACAAAUUUGACAACUUUGUCUUCUGCUCUGAGCUACCAGGCCCUACCAGGAGCUCCAGGGCCAGCUGGGACCCAUCCCUUUGGAGCAGCUGCUUCAGACUAGGUAAGUGUGAGGCCCUGAGCCUCAACUCCCUGGAUAUUGGAAGCAGGCAGAGGGGCAGCUGAAAGAGAUGUUGCUGUAUGUCCUGUCUCCUGAUAGGUGCCAUAAUGAAUUUUUCCCAGGCUAGGAAGCACUGAGCUCUAGUGGUCAAGGGAGCCAUGGAGGAGAGAGCUGGUCAGCGAGAGCAAGACAGACCCAGCCUUCAAGACAGACCCAGCCUUCGUCUGGAAAAGCUACAGCACUGGGCCAGGCACAGGCAGAGUGGGCACCUCUUGGUGCUGGCGGUGAGCCAGCUAUGGCUGGCAGUGGCUGUGGUGCCCUUUGCUAUCUCAGUUGCCUGCCUGAACUCUGCUUGUCACAUGGCCACAGCACUGCCACUUGGGCCUGGCGUAAUGGGUCUCCUCACUGGGAUUGUAACCCUUGAGCUGCGCAGAGCACCCCGUCUCUGGAAGGUGCACGCCAUGAUGCUGUUCAACACCUUCAAUCUGAUCUUGGGCUUCAUCGCGUUGGUGGUCGAAGUGGCGAAGACAGCCUUGAUGUCUGCCCCAACUGUCCCCUCCCAGCUAGCCGGUUUGCUGGUGCUGGAGCUCAGUGCUGAGGCCUUCACCCUAGGCGGAGUGCUGGUCUCAGCAUACUCCCUGUUCCUGCUGAGCCAGAGGAAGCCAGGAUGCUGCUGGAGCCAGAAUCUGCACUACCAGGAGCUGCAGGAGGGUCUCUCAGAAUUAGAGGAAGUUCCUGAUUUGGAGACUGGUCCCACGGUGGCUAGCAGAGCAAACAGAACAAAUAAGUGAGCUGGCAAGAGGAAGCAGGCAGGUGUUGCUUUCCUA
Aethalodelphis obliquidens (Pacific white-sided dolphin) is the source of this 1554-nucleotide messenger RNA. It is a transcript of the gene TMEM253, whose product is annotated as transmembrane protein 253. The transcript has 7 exons. Bases 886 to 1518 code for a protein of 210 amino acids. NCBI's taxonomy places the organism in Eukaryota, Metazoa, Chordata, Mammalia, Artiodactyla, Delphinidae. The record is from RefSeq and is a predicted model, not a curated record.